Molecule: messenger RNA, 1079 nt
Organism: Brachypodium distachyon (stiff brome)
Lineage: Eukaryota; Viridiplantae; Streptophyta; Magnoliopsida; Poales; Poaceae
Product: sphinganine C4-monooxygenase 1
Exons: 2
Coding region: 103-894 (263 amino acids)
Biological process (GO): lipid biosynthetic process
Molecular function (GO): iron ion binding; oxidoreductase activity
Source: RefSeq, a predicted model, not a curated record
ACUUCGAUCAAUAUCGCGCUUGCUAGCACAACAGCUGCAAGUUAAACAGACCGGCCGCAAUAACCGGGCAGUGCAAGUGUGCAAGCAGAGUGCCGAUCGAUCAUGGGGUUCAUCGGCGGCGAGGAGCUCCUGGUGACGCUGGCGCCGGUGGCCGUGUACUGGCUCUACUCGGGGAUCUACGAGGCGCUAGGGAGCAGCGAGGCGCUGGACAGGUACAGGCUGCACUCCAGGAGGGACGAGGAGACCAAGAACAUGGCCUCCAAGAAGGACGUGGUCAAGGGCGUGCUGCUGCAGCAGGCCAUCCAGGCUGCCAUCUCAGUUGCUGUGCUCAAGCUGACAGGUGGUGACGAGCAAAUAAGCGGUGGCGUCAAGGCCCAUGACUCGUCGUCGUCGUCGUUCCUGGAGGUGGCGGCCCGGUUCGGGGUGGCCAUGGCGGUGCUGGACGCGUGGCAGUACUUCAUGCACCGGCUCAUGCACUCCAGCAGGUUCCUGUACCGCCGCUUCCACUCGUGGCACCACCGCGUCGUGGCGCCAUACGCGUUCGCGGCGCAGUACAACCACCCCGUGGACGGGGUGCUCACGGAGACGCUGUCCGGCGCCGCGGCCUUCCUGGCCUCCGGGAUGGGGCCCCGUGCGGCCGCGGUUUUCUUCGUGUUCGCGACCGUAAAAGGGAUCGACGACCACUGUGGGGUGCUGGUGCCGUGGAACCCGAUCCACGUUGUGUUCCGGGACAACAACACGGCGUACCACGACGUGCACCACCAGCUCGGCGGAGGGCGCCGCAACUUCUCGCAGCCGUUCUUCGUUGUCUGGGACCGGCUGCUGGGCACCUAUGCCGGUUACGCCGUGGAGCGUCGGGGUGGCGGCGGGCUCCGAGUCAAGAUCGUGAAAUAGUAUUUACAUGUGUGGUGGUAGUACUACGUACCAACAUAAUUAUGUCAGGUUAGUUGCACGGCGCCUCGUGCACGCCAGGACGGGUGAGUCCACUAUGGGUUGACAUAGUAUGUCGUUUAGUGACUAGGUGUACUAUUUGUCAAUGUUGUGUGGAUCACCUCAAAAGAAAAAUGUUGCCGGGAUAA